AUGGGAAGCCUGAAGACUCAUGCGGCGCAAAUGGAUCGCAAUAAAGUCAAAGACUUUGACCCCGAAGACGAUGCAAAUCUGAGACCAGCCGACAGUGACGCUUCUGAGUCUGAGGAAGGUGAACGAAACAAUGCAGGCCGUGAACACUACGAAGCGGUCGAUAAAAGCCGGUUGCGAAAGUCAGCGCAGCCCAUUCUUGGGACAAAAUAUGACGGCGUGGCUGUGACUCGUAAAGCGCUGGAAGAUGACGAUGAAGAGGAUCCAUUUGCGCCAGUUGACGAAGACGACGAGGAGGAUCCCUUUGCCACAAAGGCCGGACAUGUUUCCGGCUCCGACGACGAGUCAGAAGACGCUGACGAUCAGGAUCUGGAGUCAGAAGCUGAAGAGGAUGAGGAGAUUGACAGUGACGAGGCGUUGGGCGAGAGCGACGUGGAGCGUUUCAAGCACUUGAAAUUUCGCGGCAGCAAGAGGAAUCAGACACAGGCCGCCGGAUCAGAUGAGGACGGGCUCACAGGAGCAGACACAGACACGGAUCCAGAGGAUCGGCUUUCAGACGAGUCCGACAAUAAAUCCAGCGACCCUUCAGACAUUGACAUGGGGGACGAAGAGGACGAAGAUCAUGCUUCCUCGGCAUCUUCAGCCACUUCUCCGCCUCCACGGAGCAGCAAAUCAGCACGUUCCGUGGAUCGCGAAGAACUUAGAAGAGCCGCAGAAUCAGCAUCAACUGCUGGGCUGGCGUCUGCGCUUUCGGCUGGAGCCAAUGCCGACGUGAAGAAAGGUCACGCGGUCAAACAACAGCGGCAGGCCUUCGAACGCCUCUUAGAUGCCCGGAUCAAGCUACAAAAAGGUGUUGCUGCUAUGAACGAGUUGCCCUCGGAUACGAUCAGCGAUGAGGAAGCCAGAGCUGCCGCAAGAAAAGCCGAGGAUGCCGCGCUCGCGUUAUGGUCAACUAUUGAUUCCAUCCGCUCCAGCAUCCUCUCUUCCCAGAUUGGCACUUCCCCCGACUCCAACACUCCAGAACGAAAACGCAAACUCAUUCCGACACGCUCAACCCCCCUUACACAAAUCUGGGAACACACCACGUCUCUCGAGACGCGAGCCCAGGCACACCGCCGCACAGUCCUUGACAAAUGGCACGCCAAAACCCAACCAAUUCUCGACACUACGCAACAACGAUCAAAGCUUCUAAAGCCGUCACAAGGAGGGAAUCCCCGCCUCACAGACGUGCUCGACACCUACCUGCUCUCAGAAUCCCCCAAAAUCACUUCUCAUUCCUACUCUCCCUCGACCCAAACAUUUGACGACACUACAUUCUAUCAAUCCCUCCUCCGCGAUCUGAUCGCUUCCCGCUCAGCAGCGAACUCCAGCGGCGUUCUCACAACGCAGUUGGCUGGACCGCAGAAAUUACAUCCAAGCGGCAGUAAAACCAAAAAGAUUGACACCAAAGCGUCCAAAGGUCGCAAGAUCAGGUAUACGGUACACGAAAAGCUGGAGAAUUUCAUGGCACCUGAGGAUCGAAACACGUGGACGGAGGCCGCAAGGGCAGAGUUCUUCGGGAGCCUACUAGGGAAUGUGAAUGCAUUGGCAGAGAAGGAAGUAGGUGGGAUGGAUGAAAUGGAGGAGGAGAUCACCGAAGGAGAGGCGUUGAGGUUGUUUAGAAGCUGA
Cladophialophora carrionii CBS 160.54 is the source of this 1665-nucleotide messenger RNA. RefSeq lists its product as uncharacterized. The record is from RefSeq and is a predicted model, not a curated record. The transcript is spliced from 2 exons. NCBI's taxonomy places the organism in Eukaryota, Fungi, Ascomycota, Eurotiomycetes, Chaetothyriales, Herpotrichiellaceae. Bases 1 to 1665 code for a protein of 554 amino acids. Gene Ontology annotation, biological process: maturation of SSU-rRNA from tricistronic rRNA transcript (SSU-rRNA, 5.8S rRNA, LSU-rRNA). Gene Ontology annotation, cellular component: nucleus; nucleolus.